AUAGUAUCAGAGGGCAAGAGCCUUUCUCUCCAGCUACAGGCUCCAUUUCCCAAGGAGCAAGGGGGAACUCAGAGAGCCAGAGUGGGGCAACGGAGCCAGCCAGCGUCCAGCCAGAGCCCUGGAGGAGGGGUUCCCCAUCCGUGCCUGCAUCCCGCCAGGAAAGAGCCGGCUGAGUUCCAGCCACCGGAGCGAGCGCAGGAGCUCAGAGUGAAGGUGCAUCCUGGGCUGCUGGCUGCGGGGGCUGCUACCCAGGACCUGGUGCCGCAGCCACAUGAAGCCAGCUAGGGAGGGGGGGCCAGGGUGCAUCAAGGCGACUGGGACUGAGGCUGACUCCGUCUCAGGGAGGCACUGACUCCCAAGGGGACCCCCUAUCUCGCGCCUGGGCGAACAGUAUUCUCCAGGGGUCCCUGGUCAUCCUGAAUAUUCAGGAUGGUGUUCCUGAAAUUCCUCUGGAUGGGUUUUCUGUGCCACCUGUGUCAGGGCUAUUUCGAUGGCCCUCUCUAUCCAGAGAUGUCCAAUGGGACUCUGCACCACUACUUUGUGCCCGACGGGGACUACGAGGAGAACGAUGACCCCGAGAAGUGUCAGCUGCUCUUCAGGGUGAGUGACCACCGGCGCUGCUCCCAGGGGGAGGGGAGCCCGGCCAGCAGUCUGCUGAGCCUCACCCUGCGGGAGGAAUUCACCGUGCUGGGCCGCCAGGUGGAGGACGCGGGGCGCGUGCUGGAGGGCAUAAGUAAGAGCAUCUCCUACGACCUGGACGGGGAGGAGAGCUAUGGCAAGUACCUGCGGCGGGAGUCCCACCAGAUCGGGGAUGCCUACUCCAACUCGGACAAGUCCCUCACUGAGCUGGAAAGCAAGUUCAAGCAGGGCCAGGAACAGGACAGCCGGCAAGAGAGCAGGCUCAACGAGGACUUCUUGGGGAUGCUGGUCCACACCAGGUCCCUGCUGAAGGAAACGCUCGACAUCUCUGUGGGGCUCAGGGACAAAUACGAGCUGCUGGCCCUCACCAUCAGGAGCCAUGGGACCCGGCUAGGUCGGCUGAAAAAUGAUUAUCUUAAAGUGGAGACGUCUGCGGUGCCUCUGUGGCUGUGUGUAAGUUAAACGGGCCACGUUUAAGAAGUCUAAGCUUUGUGGUGGUUACCCACUCCUGUCGAUGUGCUAAUUUGCUGUGUCCCUCAUUGUGUGUCUGUGUCAUCAGCGCUGCAGUCCAUUACAAAGAAGUAGGUAGAUGUCUUGACACACCCCCAAAUGCCUGUGAUUUAGGUUAGCAGUGUAUUGUUUCUCAUUUGGGGAGUUUGCUUCUGUUUGCUUAUUGAAAACUUGUACUUCGAGUAGAGGGAAUUCUAAUUCUCAUAACUCCUUAACUAAGUUUUAUUAUUCAGCCAAUAAAUAACCUCCUGUAUAA
Messenger RNA from Hippopotamus amphibius kiboko, 1405 nucleotides. RefSeq names its product fin bud initiation factor homolog (gene FIBIN). NCBI's taxonomy places the organism in Eukaryota, Metazoa, Chordata, Mammalia, Artiodactyla, Hippopotamidae. The transcript is spliced from 2 exons. The coding region runs from base 430 to 1101 and encodes 223 amino acids. The record is from RefSeq and is a predicted model, not a curated record.